AUGCUUUCCGGCGUGCUCUCCGAUUCGAAACGCGUGGUCGCAGCUCACUCUCGCCACUUCCUCGCUCUCACCGUGCUCUUCAUCCUCCCCCUCUCUCUCCUCCUCCUCUUCACCCCUUCCUUCUUCUCUCCCCCUCGAUCUCUCCUCCGAUCUUCGUAUCACUCCGAUCCGCUCCCCUAUCUUCUCGCCGGCGUCCUCUGUCUUUUCCUCCUCGCCGCCGUCUCCUCGAUCUCAGCCAGCACCCAUCACGGCUUCUUCGGCCGCCCUGUUCACCUUCUCCCAACCCUAAUCUCCAUCCCUUCCCCAAUUCUCCGCCUUAUCCUCACUCUCUUCCUCCCAACCCUCCUCCUCAUCGCCCUCCUUUUCCUCGCCCCUUCUCCUCUCAUCUACGCCCCGAUCCUCCUCUUAUCGACCCUAUACUUCAUUGUCUGCUCCCUCAUCCCCAUCAUCGUCGUCCUUGAAUCCACCUGGGGCUUCCCUCCAUUCCACCGCAGCUUCCAUCUCCUCACCGGCAUGCGCUGCGCCGCUCUAAUCCUCAACCUCUCCUUCUCCUUCCUCCUGGGAAUCAUCCUCUGGGUCUUCAACUCUAGCGUUGGCUUCAACUACGAGAUACGCAGCCAAGGUGUUCGAGACAUUGUCCGAACCGUGCUUGGCUCCGCUGUUUCAACCGUGAUGCUUCUCUACUUGAUCGUGACGAACACCGUCUUGUAUAUGUACUGCAAAGCCCUGCACGGCGAGCUCGAAGCCGAGAUCGUGCGCGAGUUCGCUUGGGACUACGUUUCCUUGCCCUUCGACGACCACAAGGUCCCGCACAUCGUGUCCGUGUCUCACCCGUAA
This is a messenger RNA of Dioscorea cayenensis subsp. rotundata (Guinea yam), 837 nucleotides long. RefSeq lists its product as uncharacterized. The coding region runs from base 1 to 837 and encodes 278 amino acids. The transcript has a single exon. Lineage: Eukaryota; Viridiplantae; Streptophyta; Magnoliopsida; Dioscoreales; Dioscoreaceae. The record is from RefSeq and is a predicted model, not a curated record.